Corylus avellana is the source of this 4494-nucleotide messenger RNA. The record is from RefSeq and is a predicted model, not a curated record. Lineage: Eukaryota; Viridiplantae; Streptophyta; Magnoliopsida; Fagales; Betulaceae.
ACACACGACUCUGGGGCUUGAAAUUUUCUCACAAUCCCAUCCCUGUCCAGCGCACCCUCCAGUUACACUUCUCUUCCUUGUCGCUCACUCUCUUCAGCCGUACUCGUAGGCCGGUAGCGCCAAGAGAAGAAGACAAGAGGGUUUCUGAUCUUCUGUUAACUGGAAUCUUCUUCGAUUUCAAUCCAUGGAAGACGGGAACAAGGUUAAUCAAUGCAAGAGUGAAAUGCUAUCAACAGAUGGUGAUGUAUCCACCGUUCUUGAUGAAGCAGAUAAAAUUAAAGAGAGGUGUAGGGAACAGAGAGAAGCUCUGCCUGGGGAGCCUAAAUGUAUUAUAUGUCAUCGCUAUGGUGAGUAUAUAUGUGAUGAGACAGAUGAUGAUGUCUGCAGCUUGGAAUGCAAACAAGCUCUACUAUGCAGGGUUGCCAACUCACAGCUGCCGGUUGGUCUCCCACCUCCUAAAAAAUUACCUGCAACUGAUGAGUGUUUUUACGUUAGAGAUUCUGAUGAUAAAUCAGGAUCUCUAUCUUUAACUAUGGAUCAGACUGAGUCACUCAGAAGGAAGCUUGAAAUUCAUGUGAAGGGUGAAUUAGCAGUGGCACCCAUGUUAUCAUUCUCUUCAUGUAAUCUUCCUCAGAAGCUUCUCCAAAAUAUAGAAGUUGCAGGAUAUGAUGUGCCCACACCUGUGCAGAUGCAAGCAAUCCCAGCUGCUUUGAUGGGCAAAAGCCUGCUUGUUUCAGCUGACACGGGCUCAGGGAAAACUGCUUCCUUUCUGGUUCCAGUUGUUUCUCGUUGUGCAAAUAUUCGCAUUGAGAGCUCCUCAAGCCAGAGAAAGCCAUUAGCGAUUGUUCUAACACCAACUAGAGAGCUCUGUAUACAGGUCGAGGAACAUGCUAAGUUACUUGCAAAGAGUUUGCCUUUCAGAACUGCACUUGUUGUCGGUGGUGAUGCCAUGGCUGGACAACGACACCGCAUUGAGGGAGGAGUGGAACUGGUCAUUGGAACUCCAGGCAGGCUUAUUGACCUUUUAACGAAGCAUGAUAUUGAACUAGAUGAUGUAAUGAUCUUUGUUCUAGAUGAGGUGGACUCCAUGCUCCAAAGGGGUUUCCGGGAUCAGGUAAUGCAGAUCUUUAGGGCUCUAUCGCAGCCCCAGGUCUUGAUGUAUUCGGCAACAAUCUCACAAGAGGUAGAAAAGAUUACUAGCUGUAUGGCAAAAGAUAUUAUUGUCAUCUCUGUUGGCAAACCUAAUAGGCCAAGUAAGGCUGUGAAGCAGCUGGCUAUAUGGGUUGAGUCAAAGCAUAAAAAGCAAAAGCUUUUUGACAUUUUAAUGAGUAAGCAUCAUUUUAUGCCACCAGUUGUGGUGUAUGUGGGUUCAAGACUUGGGGCAGAUCUCCUGUCUAAUGCAAUUACAGUCACCACUGGGAUGAAAGCUUUAUCAAUGCAUGGGGAGAAGUCCAUGAAGGAGAGGAGAGAAAUUAUGAGGACAUUUUUGGUGGGUGAGGUUCCAGUUAUUGUGGCCACUGGGGUUUUGGGUCGAGGCCUUGAUCUCCUGGGUGUGAAACAGGUAAUAGUUUUUGACAUGCCCAAUUCCAUCAAGGAGUACAUCCAUCAGAUAGGAAGAGCGUCCAGAUUGGGAGAGGAGGGUACAGCUAUUGUGUUUGUGAAUGAAGAAAAUAAGAAUAUGUUUCCAGAGUUGAUUAAAAUUUUAAAAACUGCUGGAGCGGCUGUACCUCGGGAGCUUGUUAAUUCACGGUUUGCAGUUGGUUUUUUAUCUGGUGGCGAAGGCCAGAAAAGGAGAAAGCGUGGUUGCUGACGUCUGGAAAUGCUUUGUAGAUUUUCUGGCUUCAAUUCAACAUCUUGGAAAUAUUCAAUAAAUCAGACGGACAUUUUGCCAUUAGAAAAAGGUCAAAUUGAUCAGCAGCAGAGGAAUAUUUUAGUCUCUGAUUUCACGUGAAGAAGUUGGUAGUAGAUUUCAGGAAACAUUAUGUGGAUGGGAACUCAGAGUGUGGGUGAAUGUUCUAGCUCAACUUCCUUGAGCAGUCAGCAGGAUGUUGAGGAUGACCGGAUGAUUGCUGUUAUACUAUCUGAAGAGUAUGCCAAAUUGGAUGGUGCAGUUGCUAGACGCCUUUCCAACCUGGUGCCUGUUCCUAGCCUAAUCAAGUUAGAAACAUUGGAGCUUUACUCGUUUGCUUUGAAGCCGUUUCUGGGUUAAAGGUGAAUUUGGCUAAAUCUGUCUUGGUCCCUGUUGGUAGUAUGAAUAAUGUGGGCAUUUUGGCUGACAUUCUUGGCUGUGGUUCAGCUUCUAUGCCUUUGAAGUACUUGGGUCUCCCUUUGGGGGCCACGUUUAAGGUCAAGGCCAGUUGGGAGGACAUGUUGGAGAAGUUUGCCAAAAGGUUGGCUCCAUGGAAACGCUUGUAUUUGUCUAAAGGGAGGAGGAUUACUCUCAUUAAGAGCACCUUAUCCAAUCUUCCUACCUAUUUCUUGUCUCUGUUUCCUAUCCCUGCUUCGGUGGCGAAACGUAUGGAGAAGAUUCAACGUGAUUUCUUAUGGGGUGGGAUCAAUGAUGAGUUUAAGUUCCAUCUGGUUAGUUGGAACAAGGUUUGCUCUCCGAUCUAUGAGGGAGGUUUAGGGAUACGGAAUAUGCGUUUGAUGAAUAAAGCUUUGUUGGGAAAAUGGCUGUGGAGAUUUGCUCAUGAGAAAGAGGCGUGGUGGAGAAAGAUAUUAGUGGCUAAGUAUGGUGCGGUUUGGGGUGGUUGGCGCUCUAGGGUGUCCAGUGGUUCGCAUGGGGUGGGGUUAUGGAAGUACAUUAUCAAGGGGUGGAGGUCAUUUCAUUGUCACAUUAGAUUGGUCCCUGGAUGCGGGUCCAACAUCAGGUUUUGGGAGGAUAUCUGGUGCGGUGACACGUCUCUCAAGGAUGCUUUUCCUAGUCUCUUCAAUAUUGCCACCAAUAAGGAUGCGUCUAUUGCGGAUAACAAGGAGUGUACAAAUGGCUCCGUGCAGUGGAAUAUUUCUUUUAUUCGCAGGGUUCAUGAUUGGGAAGUGGAGGUUUUGGCAUCGUUUUACUCUCUUGUAUUCGCACUUGAUGCGGGGGGUAGGGGAGGAUAGGAUGUGGUGGACUUCUUCACGUAAAGGAAAAUUUGAGGUUAGAUCUUAUUACAGGAUCCUUGCCUCUAAAGAUCCUUCCCCUUUCCCUUGGAGGAGUUUAUGGCGCACUAAGGUUCCUUUGAAAGUGGCUUUUUUUGCUUGGACGGCCGUGCUUGGGAAGACUCUAACCUUGGAUAAUGUUCGGAAGAGAGGUAUCAUUGUGAUAAACCGUUGUUGCAUGUGUGAGUCGGAUGGGGAGUCAGUUGACCAUCUCUUUCUUCAUUGUGGGGUUGCGCGGAUGUUGUGGAAUGCUGUCUUCGCUCGUUUUGGUUUGUGUUGGGUGAUGCUUGGUAGCGUCAGGGGGUUGUAUGCUUCUUGGUGGGCGGGAGGCAAUUCUCGUAGCGCUGUGGUGUGGAAGAUGGUCCCUCUUUGCCUUAUGUGGUGCAUUUAGAGUGAGAGGAAUGCUAGAUGUUUCGAGGACUCGUCUAGGAACAUUGAUGACCUUAUUCACUUUUUCUUGUACACCCUUUUCACUUGGACUACUGGUUGGCUAGCGCCCUUAGCGUUCAGCUUCCCUGACUUCCUUUUUAUGUUUUCUUCUUCUUUCUCUUCCUCUUAGUCGCUCCUUUGUAUACUCCCUGUGUACGAGGGUUGUGCUCCUCUGCGCUUUGUUUAUAUACCUUUUUUACUUAUCAAAAAAAACAUCUUUUUAUUUUUUCCAAUAUUGAUGAACAUGAAUUUGUAGCCCUUAAGGCUUAUAGUCAUUACUUUUGGAGAUGGCUUUGAUGCUAUUGUGUGGGUGGGAUAGUCAUUAAGUUCAUCCUAGAAAUUGUCAAUAUAUGGAAAUGCAAAUUAAGUCAUAGAUCUUUCUUGUUACUGAGUGAACAUGAAGAUAUAACCUCUGGAGUAUCUGAGCUUAUGUCAGAAAUUGUUGAGAUGGAGGCACUUGGAGAUGCUUUGCUUAAAAUCUUGGCUUAAAUAUUUAGUAAACUCCUCGUUUCCUUCUACCAGGCUGAAUGUCUAUGGUUUAUAUGAAGUGAGGGUCUCAGGCAAUGCAAACUGCCAGGUAUGUGCAAUGCUGCUGAAGUAAUGCCCAAAUGUUUUCUUCUUUCUUUGAUUUGUUUUUCCAUUCUAUUGCAGUUUCGUGCACUUUCAGACCAGAUUUACAAGUGACCUGAAUAUCACAAACAUCUUCGGAAUUAUACCAAUGAGCUCUAGUUCAAAAUUGCACCCCCCCUCCCCCCCCCCAAAGAACAAACAAAUCCCUUCAAAGAGCUCCUCGGAAUAUAUAUAUAUAUAUACACACAGAAAGUACAUGUGUCAAAUUUUGAUUAGAUAUGACGUGGAUAACAACAUAUAUGUUAUUGCUCAAUGCUCACCUUUAAAAAUCCAAUGGAAGGUGUAAUUCGAUGA